This is a messenger RNA of Danio rerio (zebrafish), 797 nucleotides long. NCBI's taxonomy places the organism in Eukaryota, Metazoa, Chordata, Actinopteri, Cypriniformes, Danionidae. The record is from RefSeq and is a predicted model, not a curated record.
CUGUCGAUCAUUGAGAUAUUGUGCGUGUGUGUGUUAAUCCGGUGUAAAGCUCAGGUGAUGGAUGAGCAGUAUGGGAUUAUGGAGAGGAGCUGCUGAGGUGUUUUGUGUUUAAUUCCUCCACACUGUUCCUGCCGGUCUCUCCUGAAACUCCUCAACAUGAAGACUCUCCUCGCCAUGCUUGUCCUGUUGGCUGCUGUCAUACACACUGUGUUCUGUUGUCCGGCAUGUGAAGGUGACGGCUUGAAGUGUUACUCAUGUGUGGCGAGUAACUCAGACGAGUGUUUCCGGCAGGGCUCCACUGUGUGUCCCGCUCAUGCAGAUGCCUGCUCCACUAUUACCAGCCACAACUCUGUAAUGAAGUCAUGCGCUUAUAAGUCGUUCUGUGACAAGUCUCACAUGAGCAAUGGAGAGAUGAAGCUGGAGUGCUGCUAUAAUGACGACUGCAACGGCCCUCAUCGCUCCCACAGCCACGGGGAGCCCGGCAGCGCCCUGAGCCUGAGCUCCAGCCCCAUCCUGCUGCUGACCGUCCUGCUGAUCCCUCUGACCCUCAGCUCACUCUAAACCCAAAACACAAACUGAGAGAAUUAAGCCCUCCUCUGAUGGAGUGAAGCUGUAAUGUAACUGAUAGAUGAGCUUUUGUCUACGAGGCGGCAGAAUAAUCUGUGUGUGUUCUUGCUGUUGGACAAAUACUGGUUAAUAAACACUGCAUAGGUUGUGUGUUUGUCUGUUUUUGUGUUGUAUAUGAGCUCAAAUGAGCAUCUGCUAAACAAAUCAAUAAAGUAAUGACCAGUGUACAU